UAAGCGAGGUGGCUGCAUGUGGUGGCGCGGACCCAGCGCCCGGGCUGGGAGGAGAGGAGGAGGCAGCAGGCUCCGCUCGCCGCUCGCUCCCGGCUCCCGGCGCUCCUCCCGCCAGCGGCGGCCGGCCGCCCGCUGCCCCUCCGUCCCGCUGCCCCGCCGGUACCUGCAGCAUGGACUCGGACUCCGGGGAGCUCAGCGAAGGCGAGCUGGUCUCACCCGCAGAAGGUGCUCCCCAGCCAACCACCACCUCUGCCAGAUAUCAAGAGGCACACUCCAGUCCUGAUUGUUUCAGUUCCAAGAAUCUUGCCCUGCAAGCCCAGAAAAAGAUCCUGAGUAAAAUGGCAACCAAAACCAUGGCUAACAUGCUAAUCGAUGACACAAGCAGUGAAAUCUUUGAUGAGCUGUACAAAGUAACAAAGGAACACACAAGAAACAAAAAGGAAGCCCAUAAAAUUAUGAAAGACCUGAUUAAAGUGGCAAUAAAAAUUGGGAUCCUCUAUCGAAAUAAUCAGUUCAACCAAGAAGAGCUGGAAAUUGUAGACAAGUUCAGGAAGAAGCUGAACCAAACUGCCAUGACAAUUGUCAGUUUCUACGAGGUAGAAUACACUUUUGACAGAAAUGUUCUUGCAGAACUUCUGAAUGAAUGUAAAGACCUUGUGCAUGAACUAGUAGAUCGACACCUGACACCAAGAUCCCACGGGCGCAUCAACCAUGUCUUCAAUCACUUUGCAGAUGUGGAAUUUCUAACUGCCCUGUACAGUCUUGAUGGGGAUUGUCGGCCAUACCUCAAAAAGAUCUGCGACGGCAUCAACAAACUACUUGAUGAGAAGAUCCUUUGAAACUACGCUCAAAAAUAAGAAACCAACCAAAAACUUCUCUCUAGAACUGGCCACCCUUCGUGAGCCAUGGUGAGCAAGCAAGCUUCCUUCCCACCGGCCUCUUACUCCAGUCUCCAGCAGGGGCCAGAAGGUGCUCACCAGGCUCACGAUGAAGUGGAAAACAAAUCAGAAAGCUAUCAAUUUUAAUGCUGUGUUCAGAUAAUUCAGUCUUUUCCAAGGAGCGGAGUGAACAAGGCUGCCGAUAUAUAUUGUUCAGAAACAGAUUGCUACACACUAUGAUCUUACUAGCUUUGUGUUCAAGGCUGAACAUGUGAAAAGAAAGUAAACUCAAAUGCAUGGCUAUGUAAAAAUAGACAGGUGAAGGCAAGAGAGCAACGCAUGGAUCUACCCCCAGGCCCUUGGUGCGUAUGUUUUUAUUAUUUUCACGCUUACUGAAAAAGCCUAGCCAGAAAGUAGGGCUGUAAUGGAUUAAGCUCACUCCUUUCAAAAGGAUCAGGAAUCAAGAUGAGAAGGCAUCUCUGAUUUUACACGGUAUUUAAGUCUAAUAAGGGAAUAACAAAUAAUACAACUGAGCAGAAGUGGGAGAAAACUUGAAGAACUGCAAUAUUUCUAUUAGAGUUUUGGUUUAUAUCUGCUAAUAACAGAGAGAAGGUUUCAUUUUAAUUUUGAAAAGCAGCUCAGUGGUUCAAGCUCAAAAGUAACCAGAAAACUAGAUGAAGUACUAUAUCAGUUUCCCCACUCUCAGGGUUUGCAUAUUUGGCAACAUCAGACAAGUUUAGGCUGAAGGUUGUGCUGCUCUUUAUGAUCUUACUGUUUUGCCUAGCAGAACAAAAUACUCUUUGUGAAGAUUUUGAAAUUGCACUUGUGAAGACACCAAUGGAUGGACGAAAUGUUUACUUCCCCUACCCUCAAAAUAUUCAGCCUAGAUAAAACUCCCAGUUUAAUGAUGUUAAUUUGUGCCUACAGUACAACAGAGCGAUAAAAAAGGAACCCCGUCCACAAUGCUUGAAGUGCCAUCCAAGUGUAGUAUAUAUCCAGAGUAGUCUUAAGAGAACAGUCUUAGCAAUUCUGGUGAGCUUCAUGAAUGAUUUUUUUUGUUCAGAAUGUUUUCAGUGACUUUUUCUUCUUUAAACAAAAUAUACCCGUGUCCUCAAACUGAAAACAUUAUACAAAGACAUAACCGUUUCUGUUAAGUUUUGUUUGGAUUGAGAGAGAACGGGAACAGAGCAGAUACACCAGCUUGCCACAUGCAGAAUCUUGCAGCUGGGUAGGUGCGGACCGAGUCUAAGUAAAUGAAAUACAUUCAGAAAUCUCUCCUCCCCUUGCCCUCUACUUCUUAUCCUCCAGACUCACCUCUAUCUACUUACACUUCAGUAUCACGUACCAUCUCCUUUUAGUUGACACAGAUAGCAAACAAUCCUAUUAUCUGGAGGUAACACCUUCCAUAUCACAUAUAAUAGAGCUGCACGUACGUGAAAAUUGACAGACAAGAAGAUAUAUUUGGAAACCCUUCCUCUCUAUGGAAAACUUCCAGUGUUGAUCACUUACUAUUUUAGGAUAAGAAAAAUUUAUGUUUCUCAUUUAAACUCUUAAAUAUUAUGAUAGUAGUGAAAACUGUUCAAAAUUGUAUUAUUCUUCUGUCUUUCCUCACCCCAGAAUAACUGUAUUUUAUCUCUUGCAACAACAGUUUUGAUUAUCAUACCUUUAUACAGUUGAGAAUACACUUACCCAGAUCAUGUAUUCACUUGAGUUGUGCUAGAUGCAUUUUUAUCUGUUGCCAGGAGAACUCAUUUCGGAGCACGAUAAAAAUGGCAGCACAAGAAGUUAGCAGAGCAGUUUGUAAGGAUGCAAUUUUUCCCCACAUAUUUCCUGUAAGAAGUGUAUUUAGUAGCAAAGAAGGUGGACAAUUCCUUUGCAACACAGCACAGUAAUGAAAUACCAACAUUUGGGGUUGCAAGUUCAGCCAUUUGCAGAGCCAUAUUAACAUGCACCAUUAGCUGCAUUUUUUCCAAGCACGUACUUGUCAACUGAUGCUUUUGAACAGUAUUUAUUGUAUCUACCACUCCUGUCCCAGUGCACAUGUCAGAUUUUGCGUGUUUGUUUCACUUGUGGCAAACAAAUUUAAGUUCUUUUUUUAAAGCCAGCAAGAGAUUAUUCAACAUUUAAGAUGUGCAAAGGAAAAGGAUAUCCUGUAUCUGUGACUUUCUGUGUGUUGCAAGUUAUCAAUAUUCAGAUUCUGGUAUUUUAGACACACCAGUUGAACAUCUGUUGUUUUAUUUAUAAAUCAGAGUAGCCUUAAGGAAAGAGAAUGUUUUCAAGUAUUUCUCAUACUUGCAUAUCCUGUAUAUUCAUUGUUUACUUUUGUACUUGUAGCUUGGUAUGUAAUAACAUUGCUAAAAUAUGGGCAAUGUUCAGGUCACCUUAAGUAUAUGAUGUAUUAUCAUAUUUGUGGAUUAAAAAUGUGUGAUUACUGCC
This is a messenger RNA of Tyto alba (common barn owl), 3314 nucleotides long. RefSeq names its product TNF alpha induced protein 8 like 3 (gene TNFAIP8L3). Bases 171 to 839 code for a protein of 222 amino acids. The record is from RefSeq and is a predicted model, not a curated record. The transcript has 3 exons. Gene Ontology annotation, biological process: regulation of apoptotic process. Gene Ontology annotation, cellular component: cytoplasm. NCBI's taxonomy places the organism in Eukaryota, Metazoa, Chordata, Aves, Strigiformes, Tytonidae.